CGUCCUUUUUUGACGUCAUGGAACAUCUGGUUAUCCACCUUCCGUAUGAGGCAAUGCUACGUGGACCUGUUCAUAAUGGAUGGAUGUAUCCUUACGAACGAGCUAUGAAAUAUUUGAAAGGCAAAGCAAAAAAUCUGGCAAGGGUGGAAGGUUCAAUAGUUGCUGGGAGUUUGAAUGAGGAAACAUCUCACUUUACGUCCUACUACUUUGCGUCACAAGUCCGGACCAAAAAAAAGAAUACGAGCAGAUAUGAUGAUGGUGGUGUUAUGCCGACAUAUAUUGUUGAAGAUGUUCCAGACAUAUUUACUCAGAUUGGACGGCUUGGUGGAAAACUAAAAGAAGUUUGGUGGUCAAGUUCUGAAGACGCACAUAGUGCCCACACAUAUAUACUUCUUAACUGCGAGGAGAUUGAAUCAUUUGAAAGCGAUUUUGUUGCCCAAGUCGAAGAAGCUAUACCAGGAAUAUCAACUGCUGAUCUCAACAAAAGGAAAGACCAACACUUUGUGAAAUGGUUAAAAACGCAGGUACGUCGUGUAUCUAAUUAAUUAACAUGAAAAUUAAUUAUAUGAUUGGUUAAG
Molecule: messenger RNA, 578 nt
Organism: Raphanus sativus (radish)
Lineage: Eukaryota; Viridiplantae; Streptophyta; Magnoliopsida; Brassicales; Brassicaceae
Exons: 2
Coding region: 18-545 (175 amino acids)
Source: RefSeq, a predicted model, not a curated record